Petromyzon marinus (sea lamprey) is the source of this 2347-nucleotide messenger RNA. Lineage: Eukaryota; Metazoa; Chordata; Hyperoartia; Petromyzontiformes; Petromyzontidae. The record is from RefSeq and is a predicted model, not a curated record.
GGAGGGGGUGGAGGUCGCGAGAGAGACACGGAGCGCGAGGAGGGAGCAGGAGGCGACGCGGAGCUUGCGAGUCGCCGUUCUACGCGGUCAAGCACAGCAGCGAGGGACGAGAGGGCCAGUCCAGUAUAGUCCAGUCCAGACCAGUAUAGUCCAGUAUAGUCCAGUCCAGACCAGUAUAGUCCAGUCCAGACCAGUAUAGUCCAGUAUAGUCCAGUCCAGACCAGUAUAGUCCAGUCCAGACCAGUAUAGUCCAGUCCAGACCAGUAUAGUCCUUCCAGACCAGUCCAGUCUACUCCAAUCCAGACCAGUCCAGUCUACUCCAGUCCAAAGCGGCCCAGUCCAGCCCAGUCCAGUAUAGACCAGUCCAAUAUAGACCAGUCCAGUAUAGACUACUCCAGUACAGCCAAGUCCAGUAUAGACCAGUUCAGUAUAGACCACUCUAGUCCAGUAUAGUCCAGUAUAGACCAGUUCAGUAUAGACCACUCUAGUCCAGUAUAGUCCAGUAUAGACCACUCCAGUCCAGUAUAGACCAGUCCAGUAUAUACCACUCCAGUCCAGUAUAGUCCACUCCAGUCCAGUAUAGACCACUCCAGUCCAGUAUAGUCCACUCCAGUCCAGUAUAGACUACUCCAGUCCAGUAUAGUCUAAUCCAGUCCUGUAUAGACCACUCCAGUCCAUUAUAGUCCAGUCCAGUAUAGACCACUCCAGUCCACAUAGUCCAGUCCAGUAUAGACCACUCCAGUCCAGUAUAGUCCACUCCAGUUCAGUUUAGACCACUCCAGUCCAGUAUAGACCAGUAUAGACCACACCCGUCCAGUAUAGACCACUCCAGUCCAGUAUAGACCACUCCAGUCCAGUAUAGACCACUCCAGUCCAGUAUAGACCACUCUAGUCCAGUAUAGUCCACUCCAGUAUAGACGACUCCAGUCCAGUAUGGACCAGUCCAGUGUAGUAUAGACUAGUCCAGUCCAGUAUAGAUCAAUUCAGUCCAGUAUAGACCAUUCCAGUCCAGUAUAGUCCAGUAUAGACCACUCCAGUGCAGUAUAGGCCACUCCAGUCCAGUAUACUCCAGUAUAGACCACUCCAGUCCAGUAUAGACCACUUCAGACCAGUAUAGACCACUCCAGUCCAGUAUAGACCACUCCAGUCUAGUAUAGACUAGUCCAGUCCAGUAUAGUCCAGUAUAGACCACUCCAGUCCAGUGUAGACCACUCCAGUCCAGUAUAGUCCAGUAUAGACCACUCCAGUCCAGUGUAGAUGAGUCCAGUCCAGUAUAGUCCACUCCAGUCCAGCCCAGCGAGCCCCCCCGCCCCCCUCCACGCUGCCCCCAAUUGCAGUGCACCAUGAACUGGGGCGCUUUCCAGACGAUCCUGCACGGCGUGAGUCAGUACUCCACUGCAGCGGGGAAGGUGUGGCUGUCCGUGGUCUUCAUCUUCCGGAUGCUCAUCAUCGUGGUGGCGGCCGAGACGGUGUGGGGCGAUGAGCAGUCGGAGUUCGUGUGCAACACGGACCAGCCGGGCUGCAAGAACGUCUGCUACGACCACUUCUUCCCCGUGUCGCAGAUCCGUCUCUGGUCGCUGCAGAUGAUCUUCGUGUCGACGCCGGCCCUCCUCGUCGCCAUGCACGUGUGGCACCGCAAGUUCCGCUCGCAGAAGGACCGCUUCGAGAAGGGCCGCGAGGAGAAGCUCCACGGGGGCCUCUUCUGGACGUACCUGGUGAGCCUGGCCUUCCGCGUGGGCUUCGAGCUGGGCUUCAUGUCAAUCUUCUACUUCAUGUUCGGCGGCUUCUCGCUGCCCCGCCUCGUCAAGUGCAGCGCCUCGCCGUGCCCCAACACGGUGGACUGCUUCGUGACGCGCCCCACUGAGAAGAACGUCUUCACCUACUUCAUGCUGGGCGCCUCCAUCGUGUGCCUGCUGCUGAGCGUCGCCGAGAUCUUCUACCUCACCACGAAGCACGGCCUCGUGCGGGCCGUCAAGAGGUGCGAGCGCGGCGAGGGCCUCCUGCCCGUGCUGAGGCCUCGCUCCAAGCGGGCGGCCGGGAAGGGCCGCAAGGCGGGAGGGAAGGACGCCGCCGGCGGCGGCGGCGGCGGCGGCGACGGCGGUGCCGCCGGCGGCGGAGCGGGGAACUGCGGCUUUGCCGGAGCCACGGGCGGCGGAGGAGGCGGUGGCAACGGCGGCUGCGGCGGGCAGGACGACGAGGAGGAAGACGAGGGCCUCCCGCCGGAGGAGACCGCCAUCUGAGAGCGGCGUCCGGCUCGUCGGUCGCGCCGCACGCGGACGCUGAGACUGAGAAGCCUUGGGGCGUAGGCCCCGAGCGCGCGUGGGGUAGAGGGCCCCCUCCCCCCCCC